AUGCCCGACGACAAGGAUGAACCCACAGAAUCAGACAUAGGUUUACACGAGCACAAGCCCGCGCUGCAAGUCAUCUGUCUCGGGUCCGGCGGUGGACCGAGCGAAGAGAAUGUCACGGGCUUGCUCGUACGCUCCGUCGCCAGCGACUGGGCAAAGGGGAGCUUGCUGGCCGUUGACGCCGGCUCCCAUCUAGCGCCCAUAGUCAAGAUCCUCGAGCGUGACUUUCCCAAUGAGAUUGUCAAGCCUGAGCCCACCGUUUUGACAGCAGGGCCCUUCGCUGGUCUAACCUUUCCCAACACCUCGGCCCGCGCAAACGCCUUGCACGUUCUGCGGAAUUACAUUAGCACGUAUCUCAUCACGCACCCCCAUCUCGACCACUUGUCCGGCUUCGCGAUCAACACUGCCGCCUUCCAUGCUACGUCCAGACCGAAGACCGUCGCAGCCCUGCCCAGCACCGUGGACGCCAUCAAGCAACACAUUUUCAACGAUGUCAUCUGGCCCAAUCUCACCGACGAGGAUGGAGGCGUGGGCUUCGUCACAUUCCAACGGCUCAAGGAAGGUGGCGACCUGAUGAUAGGUGAGGGUGAAGGGAGAGGAUACAUAGAAGUGUCCGACGGACUCGGCGUGAAACCGUUCAAAGUGUCUCACGGUGUUUGCACAAAAAGUCCACCCAGUCAUCGCCAUCGAGGCAGUGUGCCCAACAUCUACGAUUCUCAACCCCCGUACAACGGCUCCGGACACGGCGAGCCGGCUGCGAAUCCGGCUCGCCAGACUUCGCUCACCGGCGGCACCGGCCAAUACUCCACUCCGGGUACGCCAGCACGCCAAACCUUCUACAACAGCACCAUUUCCUCUCCACACAUGUCCGGUCUGGAUCACAAGCCCUGCGUCGUCGACAGCACAGCAUACUUCGUUCGGGACUCCGCCUCCAACCGCGAGGUGCUUAUCUUCGGCGAUGUGGAGCCCGACUCCAUCUCGAUGAGUCCCCGUACGCACUACGUGUGGCAAGAAGCGGCGCGCAAGAUCGCGCACGGCUUACUGACCGGCAUUUUCAUCGAAUGCUCCUACGACGACAGCCAAGCGGACGCAGUGCUCUUCGGACACCUCAAUCCGCGCCAUCUCAUUGAGGAAUUGCAGACGCUCGCUGCGCUAGUCGUCGAUGCCAAAGCGGCGCGCCAUUUCGAACGUGCGGUCAAGAAACGUAAGCGCUCCGGGCCGAACGGGCUUGAGGGUACGAAGAUGGCAGGCGAUCGGAAGCGAAGCCGCAGCCUCGCCGGCCGAUCAGGGCUGUCGAGGGAGCCGCGCAGAAGCACUAUCAGGACAAGCCCAUCGACCGCACCGCCUGCCCACUCGUCUGAACCGCCUUUGCACGGCGUCAAGGUGGUUGUGAUUCACAUCAAGGACACGAUGAAGGACGGCCCGCACGUAAGGGACAGCAUUCUCGCGCAGCUGGAGCAGUACGAGCAGUUGCUGCAGGCCGAGGGCCGCGGCUUGGGCUGCGAGUUUGAGAUUUCGGCGGAUGGGGCGAGUUAUUGGUUUUGA
Neohortaea acidophila is the source of this 1542-nucleotide messenger RNA. RefSeq names its product cAMP phosphodiesterases class-II-domain-containing protein. Gene Ontology annotation, biological process: negative regulation of glucose mediated signaling pathway; cGMP catabolic process; cAMP catabolic process. The coding region runs from base 1 to 1542 and encodes 513 amino acids. Gene Ontology annotation, molecular function: 3',5'-cyclic-GMP phosphodiesterase activity; 3',5'-cyclic-AMP phosphodiesterase activity. The record is from RefSeq and is a predicted model, not a curated record. Lineage: Eukaryota; Fungi; Ascomycota; Dothideomycetes; Mycosphaerellales; Teratosphaeriaceae. The transcript is spliced from 3 exons.